Arabidopsis lyrata subsp. lyrata is the source of this 1619-nucleotide messenger RNA. Its product is annotated as polypyrimidine tract-binding protein homolog 2. Gene Ontology annotation, molecular function: mRNA binding. Bases 166 to 1446 code for a protein of 426 amino acids. Gene Ontology annotation, biological process: regulation of RNA splicing. The transcript has 10 exons. The record is from RefSeq and is a predicted model, not a curated record. Gene Ontology annotation, cellular component: nucleus. NCBI's taxonomy places the organism in Eukaryota, Viridiplantae, Streptophyta, Magnoliopsida, Brassicales, Brassicaceae.
AAAAAACGCACUUUUGGAUUCUCCCAAAUAAUCCCUAUCCCAAAUCUUCGUCUCUUCUUUAUCUUCCCCAGCGCGAGCGAAACCCUAACUUCUCUGCAGAUUUUGCACAAUCUCAGAGGAUUUCUUCAGAGUUUGUUAUUCAAAGCUCCAAGAUUCGUUUGAGAAAUGUCAUCUGUUUCAAGCCAGCCACAGUUUCGUUACACGCAACCUCCUUCAAAGGUUCUUCAUUUGAGAAACUUGCCAUGGGAAUGCACUGAAGAAGAGUUAAUUGAACUGGGAAAGCCUUUUGGUACAGUUGUUAAUACAAAGUGCAAUGUUGGAGCUAAUCGAAAUCAAGCUUUCAUUGAGUUCGAAGAUUUAAAUCAAGCUAUACAAAUGAUUUCUUACUAUGCUUCUUCGUCGGAGCCUGCUCAAGUUCGAGGUAAAACUGUCUACCUCCAGUACUCCAAUAGGCAAGAGAUAGUGAAUAACAAGACCACAGCGGAUGUUGUGGGGAAUGUUCUUCUGGUGACUGUCGAAGGCGAGGAUGCUCGUAUGGUCAGCAUUGAUGUCUUGCAUCUGGUAUUCUCGGCAUUUGGGUUUGUCCACAAGAUUACUACUUUCGAGAAGACAGCCGGAUACCAGGCACUGGUUCAAUUUUCUGAUGAGGAAACUGCAACCUCUGCAAAAAAUGCCCUCGAUGGAAGAAGCAUCCCUAGGUAUCUACUCGCUGAGCAAGUGGGACAAUGCUCACUUAAAAUCACAUAUUCAGCUCAUACAGAUCUGACUGUCAAAUUUCAGAGUCAUCGGAGCAGGGACUAUACUAAUCCUUACCUUCCCAUUGCUCCAUCAGCCAUUGACAGUACUGGUCAGGUGGCUGUGGGUGUAGACGGGAAGAAGAUGGAGCCUGAAAGUAAUGUUCUUCUCGCAUCCAUUGAAAACAUGCAGUAUGCAGUAACCUUGGAUGUUCUACACAUGGUUUUUGCGGCUUUUGGGGAUGUUCAAAAAAUUGCAAUGUUUGACAAGAAUGGUGGGCUACAGGCACUGAUCCAAUACAAAGAUGUUCAAACGGCUGUUGUGGCGAAGGAAGCAUUGGAAGGACAUUGUAUCUAUGAUGGUGGUUUUUGUAAGCUCCACAUUACUUAUUCACGCCACACUGACCUCAGCAUAAAGGUGAACAACGAUAGAAGCAGAGACUACACAAUGCCCAACCCACCGGUUCCAAUGCCUCAACAACCCAGUCAGAAUCCAUACACUGGCAAUCCUCAGCAAUACCACGCAGCAGGUGGGAGCCACCAGCAGCAGCCACAAGGUGGAUGGGUCCAACCAGGAGGGCAAGGCUCAAUGGGAAUGGGUGGUGGUGGUUACAAUCCUUACAUGGCACCACCAUCUUCAAGCUCAAUGCAUCAUGGUCCGGGUGGUCAUAUGCCUCCACAUCAUUAUGGUGGUCCUGGUCCAAUGCAUUAGAGAGAGAGAGAAAGAAAGUCCCUAAAAGUCGAAGACAAAAAGAUGUUUAAUCUCUCUCUUUAUUUCUCGUAGCUCUGUUUUUUUUUUUUGGAACACUAGUACGUGUGUCCAAAUGAUGAUUUUUAACUAUUAAACCAUUCGAGAAAUGUAUUAGAAAGAACUUAAUUUCUCUA